GAAUCUUGAUCACCCUGUUUCAGCUUGGGUGAGCAAUCAACUGUUCCCUCAGUAUUCAGUUGACUAUUGAAAGUGGAAAUUCAUAGGUGUGUGUAGUCAAAAGUAGUAUAUGUUGUUAGUAGUGAUAUAAAAUAUACGGCCGAAAAAUGGCGGAGCGAUCAAAAGUGACGGCUCCAGUUAGCCGGCCUGUGCCAAUGAAGCUUUUUGCCACUUGGGAAGUUGAUCGAACUCCACCUAAUUGUAUUCCUAGAUUAUGUACGUUGACUCUCACACGUCUUGUCAUUCUUCGUCCACUGGGCGCUGAUUUAGCUUCUAUUAGUAUAGCAGUAAAAAUGCAAAGUUCUAAACGAACAUUACGUUCAAACGAAAUGGCUAUUCCACCAGGUGGUAUUCUAGAUACAGAGUUGGAAUUACAAUUUGCUCUUCAAUAUCCUCAUUUUCUCAAGAGAGAUGGCAAUAAGCUUUUAAUUUUGCUACAAAGAAGAAAAAGAUAUAAGAAUCGUACAAUGCUAGGAUAUAAAACACUUGCUGAAGGUGUCAUAAAUAUGGCUCAAGUGUUACAAAAACAAAUGGACCUAGAAUUGGAACUUGUAUCAGAUAAAGCAGAAAAAUAUGGAGGUCAUUCUGUAGUAUUGGCUAAAUUGAAUGUUAUUGCUUUGAGUUCUCAGCCAGUUGAUCAAGAUAAGAGAUUAUUAACAGAUGCAAAUGAAAGAUUGUGCCCAGAAUAUAGUGAUGAAGAGGAAGAGUACAGUUCUGAAGGUGAAGCUGAAGGAAGUGAUAGUGAGCCUACCUUGGAGGUACACCGAAGAAAGAGCAGAGGAAAAAUGCCAACAAAUGCAAGGCAAAGGAAUUUAAAACAAAAGUUUAUAGCGUUAUUAAAACGCUUCAGAGUUUCAGAAGAGCUUGAACAUGAUCAAGAAGAAAUAGGACAAAAACUCUCAGGUGGCGAUAUGGAAAUCGAAGAACUAUUUGAUGAACUCGAAGAUCUUUCAGACAGUGGUCCAGAGUUGGAUACAAUGUCUGUAAGCAGUACUCCAAAACCUUCUCUGAGACCAUUUUUUAGCUCUAGUCGAUCUCUUCUUGCUCCUCCUCAUACUGUAGUUACGCGAGAGGAGAAUGCAGUAAAUCCAAUGACAGCACCUGCUGGAAGCCAAUCAUCUUCAAGUCAACCUAACAAAGAAAAAUCCCGUAUUGGACACACUACUCCAGAACGCGGGGGAGACAGACAAAGUGACGAUAGUUCGAGACGAGCCGACAGUGAUUCACAUCCGGAGAAUUGGACGGAUCAUGAAGCAAAUGAUUUACCAAAUACAAUCCCCGGUUCACCACCAAAAUGUGAACCCCAACAAUCAAAUAAAAGUGAAAAUACUGAGAGAAGAAGCCGACUUUUUGCUCGAGAUCGAGGAACUCCUGGAAGUAAUAAAUCUAAAAAACACAGUCUCAGUGUUGAUCUUAAGCCUUCUGUGGAACUGAAUAAUACAGAGCCUAGAAAAGCUCUUGUAGAACAACUUAGCCGAGUCUUACCGGAUGAUUCAUUACCAGAAGCAGUUUCUUUGAUAUCAUUAGCAGAUCCGGGUGGUGCAGCAUUAGCAGCUCGACUUCAAGAACGAAAUAUUAAAGUUCUCACUACAGCAUCGCCAGCAGAUAUUCGAGCAACGUUUACUUGCUUGAUUGCUAGAAUACAAAAAUUUUGCAACAGUUCAGUUAAACCACCUGCACCAAUAAAAGUAGUAACUGCCGGUGGGGAUAGUUUUAUCAAUGCUGUUUUGAGACAUUAUGUUGAUCUUUUGAGCUUCAGACCACCUGAUUGGCAAAACUAUUUAAGAUUUCUCAUCGUUCCAUUAGGAUCAAAUACUUUAUCAAAAUAUCUUGCAUCUAUAGACAGUAAGUAUUCGAUCCUUUUCGGAGAGGAAUGGCGAGAAUUAUUGGAAAGAGAAGUUAGCGGUGCAAGUGAAGCAGCCGUAAGGGUAUCAGAAUAUUUAGCAACAACAGGGCCUACUCUUUUGUUGCCCAUAGCAGAAGCUAUGGUAACUUAUAGGGAGACAGAUGACAGUAGUCAAAUAUUUAUUCCAUUCAUAAACGAUGUACGUGUUGGAUGCCCAGAUAGUAGCACUUCUGCAUCUGUUGAUCUUGAUGAAAAUACAGGAAUUUCUUCUGGUUCACCACCGUCUUUACCACCACCCAGUUUAUCUAUUCCUCCACCAGGAAGACUUACUCCCCCAAGUAGUCCAAAUGUAAGCCAACCUCGAGAUGGUUGGGAACCUGUUGAACUUCAAGUUGAUUACUGGAGUAAAUCAGCGUUUGGUGAUAAAGGGAAAAGUAGCUUGAGACAAGCUUUUCGCGUUCUUCAUGUUCAAAGGUUACCAGCUGCCACCGAAAAUCCUGGAUCAUGUCUCUCUAUGAACUAUACGACAAAAGAAAAGAAACAAAAAAUAAUGAGACUGGGAAAGAAAAAGGAAAAAGAAAAAGAAAACGAACCCAAAAGUCAAACAGUGGAUGGAACAAGGCUAAUUUGUUCUGCUAAAACUCACAACAUUCCAUUGAGAGUGACUAUCGAUGGAACCGAGUGGUACGGUGUGAAAUUCUUCCAACUUUCAGCACAGUGGCAAACGCACAUAAAAACAUUUCCGGUAGCUAUGUUGGUUUAUAAUCCACUUCAACAAGCUACCAAUCUUACUUAAAUUUUUUUUUUUUCCAUAUUAUUUUCUUGAAUUUUAAUUAAUUUUAAUCUAUAGUUUAAUAUAUUAUACUUUGAUGAUAUAUAAUCAUUUAGUACUAUUAUUUUUAUGUGAUUGAACAUAGUAAACGUAUCAUAGUACAGUUGUGCAAAAACUCAGUUUGUUAAAAAAAUCCUUUUGUUCUAUCAUCUACAGUUUAUCGAUUAACUCAAUGAAAUUAAAAAUACCAUUCAAUAUUUUUUUAUUGCUUUCUACGAUUCAAUAAUCUUAAGAUAAUUAAUGAUAAAAUGAAUUGAAAAAUAUUGGAACUAAAAAAAAAAAAAAGUAAUUAUCGCAAUAUUUUAUCGCUAGGACUUUUAACGAUACCUAAUAUAAAGAAGUGUAUUUUUUGCUCCCAAAAGUUUUUUGAGUAACAUAUUAAUUGCAAUAACUGCCUAAUGCCAAAUUGAACAGAAUAAAAUUAUUUUAGUAGCUGAUUUGAUUUAAGAAAAACAAUUUGAAUAAAAGACUUAUAAAUUUUAUUAUAACUUAAAUUUCUUGCUAGUCUUCAUGUAAUUUCUAAAUCACAAGUACAUUAGAAAACGGUGUUUUUCAGUUUACGCAUUCUGUGAUUAUUAAUUAAUAAAAUAAUAAUAAUAAUAAUUCAAAAAAAAAUUUCCUUUUUCGAUAAAAUAACUUGUUGCAAUAAAUAAUUAACAUGUAUUUUAUAAUUGAAUUGAAAUACCGAAUGGCCCUGAUGUACUUGAGUGACUGCCUCAUUCAUAACCGUCAGUUUGCUGAAAUAAUAUUCAGCAACGUAUCUCGUAGCGUAAUAAAUAUAUCUUAUUGAGUAUCAUUAUUAAUUCUAUAUUAAUUCCUAUUUAAUGAUGAAAGAUGAAUUUAUUUGCUAAGCUUGCACAAAAUUCUUACAAUUUUUAUAUAACAUAAAAAAGCAAUGAUUUUUCAGCAUACAUAGUGAUAAUAUUUAAUUGUAU
Chelonus insularis is the source of this 3652-nucleotide messenger RNA. It is a transcript of the gene KrT95D, whose product is annotated as phosphofurin acidic cluster sorting protein KrT95D. Gene Ontology annotation, biological process: protein localization to plasma membrane. Lineage: Eukaryota; Metazoa; Arthropoda; Insecta; Hymenoptera; Braconidae. The record is from RefSeq and is a predicted model, not a curated record.